This is a messenger RNA of Ostrea edulis (European flat oyster), 679 nucleotides long. RefSeq lists its product as uncharacterized. NCBI's taxonomy places the organism in Eukaryota, Metazoa, Mollusca, Bivalvia, Ostreida, Ostreidae. Bases 116 to 664 code for a protein of 182 amino acids. The record is from RefSeq and is a predicted model, not a curated record. The transcript is spliced from 3 exons.
AUCUCAGCGAAAUUAUUUGAUUGAUGAAGACCAGACCAUUGGAAGAGAUGGAAAGAAUGCCCAUGGGCCAAAUACAGUCAUCAGCAUACUUCAUCACCAUUUUCAAAAUUAUAGCAUGGGAGAGAAAUGUGCUGUUCUUCACUGUGAUAACUGUCCAGGUCAAAACAAAAACCGGUAUGUGAUUGGAUAUUUGCUAUGGCGGGUCAUGAUUGGGCUACAUCGAGCAAUUGAACUUCACAUGCAGAUACCAGGGCAUACAAAAUGUCAAGUGGAUGCAGGCUUUGCUCAGAUCAAAAAGAAGUACAGGAGAUCAGAUUGUGACACUCUACAGCAUGUUGCUGACGUAGUCUCCAAGUCCUCCAAAAGUAACGAGGCUGUGAUAAUAGAGGAUGGAAAUGUGAAAUACUAUGAAUGGAAAGAGUAUAUAAAAACAACUUUUCAGCCUUUGAAAGGGAUACGCAAGUUUCAUCACUUCACUUUUUCAGCACUGCUGCCUGGAGUUGUAUUAUGCAGCGUUGAUGUAGAUGGCGACAAGGUCCCAGUAAUCCUCAGUAAUCACGACCAAAUCACGCUGGCCAGUCCAUACGGACAAUUAUCUUCUGCUGAAGGUACUGCUCCACCACCCUGGCGCGACGAGGACGGGCGUUAUCAUCCAUCAGGAUGAACUCAGGGCCAACAG